CUCGGGUGUGGACAGGUGAACCGACGCUAACGGGACUCAGCGCCUCGACUCCUCUCGUGUUUUUCCGCCGUGUUGUCGCAGCCUCUUCGGGCUCUGGAGCUCCGGAGCUCCCCCCCUCUCCUCCACACGACUCUGCCCGGGUCCCUGCGCUCUGCCCCGGACUCCGCUCACAGCUCGGCCCGGCACAGGAGGAGCCAUGUCCCAGGAGAAGAGCGACCCCCCCACCGAGCUGCUGGAGAGCGUGCGGGAGGCCGUGGGUCGGAGGGUGAAGCUGACCCUGAGGCGCAAAGUCCAGCUGGAGGUCAAAGGUGACAAGGUGGAGAGCAGAGUGCUGGCGCUGGCGUCCCAUCGAGCUUACCUGUUGACCACUCGUCUCCCGUCCAAGGUUGAACAGUCGUUCAGUUACCUGGAUAUUCAGGGGAUCAGCAGCAACAAGCCCACUCAGCUGGUGUUGGAGCACGAGCGCGGCCCCUGGAGCCUCCGGCUGAGCUCGGUGGAGGAGGUGGACGAGGUCAUCGCUCACAUCGGCACCUGUCUGCACCGGAUCUGUCCCACGGGUUCGCCUGUGAAGGUGAUGAGGAAGUUGAGCCUGAAGCCUCCGGAGAGGACGGCGGCUCUUCAGGCCGUGUGGGACGACCAGGGCUCGGCCGAGCUCGGACCCUGUGGUGGUUUCUCUCAUCAGUACUGGUGUGUGUGUGACAACCUGGGGCUGCCGUACCGGGAGGAGGUCCAGUGGGACGUGGACACCAUCUAUCUCACCCAGGACACCAGAGAACUCAACCUGCAGGACUUUGUUCACCUGGAAAACAGGGAUCUGGUGGCGAUCAUCGCAGCUCUGGAGUUCAACCAGUGGUUCACCAAACUCUCCACCAAAGACUACAAACUGUCGACAGACGUGUGCGAUCAGAUCCUCCGGGUCGUGGCUCGGUCCAGUCGACUGGAGGAGCUGGUUCUGGACAACGCUGGACUCAGGAGUGACUUUGCUCAGAAGCUGGCCGGCGCUCUGUCACAGAACCCCGCCUCCACGCUGCACACACUCAACCUGAGCAACAACUCACUGGAGGACAAAGGUGCUGCUGCUCUGAGCGCUCAGCUCUCCAAGCUGCCGAUGGGCCUGAAGCACCUGAACCUCUGCAGGACGUCCAUGUCUCCUAAAGGAGUGAACGUCCUCUGUCAGUCUCUGUGUGUGAACCCAGUCGUCGCCACCAGCCUCACUCACCUCGACCUAUCAGGGAACUCGCUGCGAGGCGACGACCUCCAGAACCUGCACAGCUUCCUGAGUCACUCCAACAGUCUGGAGACUCUGGAUCUGUCAAACAGCGACUGCUCUCUGGAUCAGGUGUGCUCGUCUUUGCUUCGAGGAUCUUUGAAGCAUCUUUCCGUCCUGAACAUGUCAAAGACCGUCUUCUCUCACAGGAAGUGUAAAGAAAUCCCUUCGUCCUUCAAGCAGUUCUUCAGCAGCUCUCAGGCUCUGAGCUCCGUCAGUCUGUCGGGGACCCGGCUGCCGCUGGAGGCUCUGAAGUCCUUGUUGUUGGGCCUCGGCUGUAACCCCAGCCUCAGUGACGUCUCCCUGGACCUCAGCUGCUGUGAGCUGCGUUCAGGAGGCUCCCAGAUCCUGGAGGGCUGCAUCGCAGAGAUCCCCAACAUCUCCAGUUUGGACAUCUCUGACAACGGUCUGGACAUGGAUCUCAUCACCCUGCUGGUGUGGCUCGCCAAGAACCGCUCCGUCAGAACCCUCUCACUGGGCAAGAACUUCCACAACAUCAAGUCCAAAAAUGUGGCUCCGGUCCUGGACAACCUGGUCCACAUGAUUCAGGAGGAGGAUUCACCGUUGACCUCCCUGUCCUUGGCAGACUCCCGGCUGAAGGCCGACCUCUCCAUCAUCCUCAACGCUCUGGGCAGCAACUCGUCCCUGACCAGGCUGGACAUCAGUGGGAACGCCAUGGGAGACAUGGGCGCCAAGAUGCUGGCGAAGGCUCUGCAGAUCAACACCAAACUCAGGACGAUCGUGUGGGACAGAAACAACGUCAGUUCUCAGGGACUCCAGGACGUCGCUGCCGCUCUGGAGAAGAACUACACCAUCCGCUUCAUGCCGGUUCCCAUCAUGGACGCUGCUCAGGCGCUGAAGUCCAACCCGGAGAAGACGGAGGACGCCUUAUUAAAGAUGGAACAGUAUCUGCUGAGGAACCACGAGACACGUAAAUACCUGCAGGAGCAGGCCUACCGGCUGCAGCAGGGGAUCGUCACCACCACCACACAACAGAUGAUUGAUAUGAUGUGCGUGAAGGUGCAGGAUCACGUCAACUCCCUGAAGUUCACGGAGAGCAGCGCGGUUCAGGAGGACAUGAAGGUGGCGGAGAACCUCAUGAAGGACGCCAGGAACUCCAAGACGCUCCUCCCCAACCUGUACCACCUGACGAGCGGGGGGGGCAGGGGCGCCUGCGUCGGAGCCAUUCAGGACAAACUGGAGUCGAUGGCUGGGGAGGUGGCGAGGGUGAUGGACGAGCAGCUGCAGACGAUGCUGGCGUCCAUGGUGGACGCUGCUGAGGGACUGUGUCCUCACGUGAUGAAGAGGAGCAGCCUUAGUCAGGAGCUGCUGAAGGCCGGAGCCGGGAGGAUGACCAUCCCCCGCAGCUUCAUCAGCACCACGCUGCUGGAGCAGUCCGGCGUGGACAUCAUCAACAAGAUCAGUGAGGUGAAGCUCAGCUUGGCGUCUUGUCUGUCCGAUCGCAUCGUGGACGAGAUCCUGGAGUCUCUGUCCAGAUCACAACACACUCUGGCCGAUCACCUGAUCAGGAAGGACCCGCCUCUGCUGCGUCACGCUCCUCACACCGAGGCCGAGGUUCUGGACGAGACGGUUCUGCAGCCGGAGAACCAGAACCAGAACCAGAACCAGAACCAGAACCAGGAGCAGGAACACAAACCACAGAGGAAGCUGCAGGAUAUGGACACAUGCAUGAUGACGAAGAGGAAGAGUAUUCUGGUGAGGAUGCUGCGUCCCGUCUCCGUGGCCUUCGAGAUGGAGUUUGACCUGGACAAAGCUCUGGAGGAGGUUCCCAUCCAUGUUGAGGACCUUCCUCCUCCUCCUCCUUCUUCGCCGUUACCCGACAGGAUGUCAGCGUACUUCAGAGACCUCCCUCCCCCCCCGAGGUCCACGGACACUAAGCCCCUCCCCCUGGGCGAUCUGCUGCCGGUGGAGCACAAGCUGCUGGAGCAUCACACCAAACUGCGACCGAAACCCAAGAAGAGGACGAAGCCCAGUCGACCAGCUCGACAGGCCGCCGGCGGCUCGGCGCCACAGGACGGGGAGCAGAACGGCAUCAUGGGAAAACUGGACGAGGGCCUGGACGACUUCUUCUCCAAGAAAGUCAUCAGACUCAGCUUCAAACUUCCGUCCGUCAGAGGUUCGAUGUCGAAUCCUCAGGAAGCGACAGAAAAGAAACGUGAGUCGAGGAAGAGCGGCUUCUUCAACCUCAUCAAGUCCCGGACGUCCCGCUCGGAGAAGAGCCACGGAGCCGCCGCCCCCCCGCCUCCUCAGCCCGUGACCUCCAGCACCUCCUCUUCUGUCAGCCCCGUGACUGAGGAGCCGACGCCCACAUCCCCUGCACCGCCCAUAAAGAGCGCCGCCCCCCCUGCGGAGCCGCAUCAGGAGCUCCACAGGGCGCCGGCCGUGAACCACUCAGAUUCAGAGACGGAGGUCUGUCCGCCUGCUGCUGAGGAGGAGAAGCAGGAGGAGGAGGGAGAGGAGGAGGAGGAGAAGAAGGAGCAGCCCCACAAACCCCGUCAUAUUGGCGUUCCGGUGAUGGGACUGGACCUGAUGGCUGAGAUGAAGGCCCGGCAGGAGAGAAGGGCUGUGAAGAAGACUGAGUCCUCGUCCUCUCAGGACAAAGUGGACGCAGACAGAGCAGCCACGACCGACAUCCACCCCCCCGCCCCGUCAGAGAACGAGGAGUCCCGACCGGAGCCGCCCCCCCGGGCCAAACCGCCGAGCGUCAGCCCCAGACCGCCUCCGUGCCAGGCCGCCAAACCCCCGCCGGGUCCCACCAGUCCCACCGGCCCCACCAGUCCCACCACAGCCAAAGCUCCACUUCCUGCUCCUCGCCUGAAGAGGGCGCCGUCGGAGCAGGAGCGAGAGAGCGUGAGCAGCAAUUCUGCAGGACGCCUGUCGCCAGUGGACGCCGACUUUCCCGGAGACGCUGGCGACGCCUUUGACCCCGAUGCAGGGGCGGAGCCUGGUGCAGGGGUGGAGUCGGAGGCAGGGGCGGAGCCUGGUGCCGGCGGCGGCAGGCAGUGGUCGUCUCUGAGGAGUUCAGCCCCUCCUCCUUCCGACAGGGAGGCGGACCGAGAGCGCACCAAGUCCCUCCCUGCUAAUGCGGCGCCCCCGUCGCUGGCCGACACAGAUCUGAGACCAGCCGAGGACGAGAGUGAAACGGCCGAUCACAAGUCUGACGGCCAAUCAGAGGACGAGUCCGGGGACGAGUCUCCGUCCGUCUGACGCCAGCGAGACGUUUAGAAUCCAACGUUUCAGACAAUCACUCGUGUGCUCGGACGACUUUCAGUUUUCAGAUCAGUUCCUGGUGAAGAGUUCCCUGACCUGGGAUCAGCCGGGUUUCAUCAGGAUCUUUAAGAGGCGAACUCGUGGUUUUGAUCUGCGGCUGCUUGGAAACAACAGAUUCAUCUUCUCAACCGAACAAAGAACUCUUCACAAAUUCAAAAAAUGUCACAUCAGGAGCAGAAGCUAAAAACAGAAACAAAAAUUAUAUCUAAAAAUAUGUCAAUGUUUAUUUGAUGAAAUAUGAUGAAAGAUUAUUUAAAACAUUCCUCUUGUUCAUGACUAGAAAAUAUUUCAGGUCAGUUUCUGUGGGUAAUAUAAUUUUAAUGACACUGUAAAACAAACUUAUCCUUUCUAACACAUUAAUCUCACUUACAGUUUUUAGGUCUUGAAAUGAGACGGAAUCAGAGAAGUCACAGAUUCAACUGUCACAAUCAGCUGAACUGAGAUCAGUUAAAAAGACUCUGAAGUUAUUUAAAACCAGAGUUUAUCCCCAAAAUUCAGCAGGAAACUUUAAAACAUGAAGAAUUCUGAUCAGAGUUUGAUGUAUUUUUUACAGCAGCAGCUCUUCCGGGUCAGGAAGCAGAGGAUCAUGGGUAAUAACCAGCGCAGCACAUUGACAGACUUUGUUUAUUCUGCACAUGAAACCACUUCCAGUAAAGAGAAUAGUGACAUAAUUCAAAAUAUAUAAAAUAUGUAUAUUAAUAUUAACAAGCCUUUGAGGUAAUCCCCACAUGUGGCUGCAGGGGGCGCUGUGUCUCAGUAAGUUACAGUGUGUUGCUUUAAACCUCAGAGGGACGCUGCCCCGCCCACUGAGGAGUCACAACCAAUGAGAAUCCUCCGGCAGAAAACUAAAACUUUAACUUUCCAGAUGUUCUGUAAAAAUCCUUCUUCUCCUGUGAUGUCACAUGUCACCGCUGCUGAGUCAUCACAUUCUGACGUCUGUCAAUCACGACUGCUGCACUGACACGUGUCUGUGUCCCGAUGUAAAUACCACUGACGUAGAAAUUAAUCUGAGUCAUAAAACAAACUCUCGGGUUUUAUUGUCAUUGGAGCAGAAAUCUGAUUUAUUAUUUUCCUGUAAGAGACUUGGUGAUGGUUUUCUUUAUACUGGGGAAAUAUUUUUGAAAUAUUUUGCUUUAAAAAAAAAAAAGAUAUGUUUUAUUGUUUAUAUGUGAGUGGACCUUCACACCUGGAAACAUCUGUAUUUGUAUGUUUAUAUGAAUAAAUCCUGUUUCCCA
Molecule: messenger RNA, 5793 nt
Organism: Pleuronectes platessa (European plaice)
Lineage: Eukaryota; Metazoa; Chordata; Actinopteri; Pleuronectiformes; Pleuronectidae
Gene: carmil1
Product: F-actin-uncapping protein LRRC16A
Exons: 38
Coding region: 197-4495 (1432 amino acids)
Biological process (GO): cell migration; regulation of Arp2/3 complex-mediated actin nucleation
Cellular component (GO): lamellipodium; plasma membrane
Molecular function (GO): protein binding
Source: RefSeq, a predicted model, not a curated record